GGAGAGAGAGGCUGAAGCCCUAAAUUCCCCUCCUCCGCCGACCAAAAGCCCUAAACCCUAACCCCAGCCAACGCGUCUUCCUGCCCAUCCCCGGCGGCGGCGGCGGCGUCAGCGGCGGAGGUCGGCGACUAGUACCAGCGAGGAGGAGGAGAAGAAGGCAACCGGAGAUGCCGCUGGGGCAACGCGCGGGGGACAAGAGCGAGUCCCGCUACUGCGGGGUGGAGGUGCUCGACUUCCCCGCCGGCGAGGAGCUCCCCGCCGUCCUCUCCCACUCCCUCUCCUCCUCCUUCGACUUCCUCCUCGCCCCCCUCGUUGAUCCCGACUACCGGCCGACGCCCGGGUCCGUCCUCCCCGUGGCGGCGUCGGACCUCGUCCUCGGCCCGGCCCAGUGGAGCAGCCACAUCGUCGGGAAGAUCAGUGAGUGGAUUGAUUUGGAUGCGGAGGACGAGCAACUCCGGUUGGACUCCGAGAUCACUCUGAAGCAGGAGAUUGCGUGGGCGUCUCAUCUCUCGUUGCAGGCGUGCGUUCUUCCUCCUCCCAAGAGAUCUUCUUGUGCCAACUAUGCUAGAGUUGUGAAUCAUAUUUUGCAAGGCCUGACCAAUUUGCAGUUGUGGCUUAGGAUACCUCUGGAGAAGUCUGAACCUAUGGAUGAAGACCAUGAUGGAGCAAAAGAUAAUAGCGACAUGAGUGAUACCGUAGACUCUUGGGAAUGGUGGAAUUCAUUUAGACUAUUAUGUGAGCAUAGCAGUCAACUGUGUGUGGCGCUUGAUGUUUUGAGCACACUGCCAUCUAUGAAUUCACUAGGGCGGUGGUUUGGGGAGCCUGUAAGAGCUGCAAUUCUUCAAACAAAUGCUUUUCUGACAAAUGCCAGAGGUUAUCCUUGCCUGUCAAAGCGCCACCAGAAGCUGCUUACUGGAUUUUUUAACCAUUCGGUUCAGGUUAUAAUAUCUGGGAGAUCAAAUCAUAACGUAUCCCAAGGAGGAGUGCUCUCAGGUGAUGAAAACCACACUGAAGAUACUGCUGUUCGGCAUGCAUUGAGCCCAUACCUUGACUACAUUGCUUACAUAUAUCAGAGGAUGGACCCACUUCCUGAACAGGAACGCUUUGAGAUCAAUUAUAGGGAUUUUCUGCAAUCUCCUCUCCAGCCUCUAAUGGACAAUUUGGAAGCUCAGACAUACGAGACUUUUGAGAAAGAUACCGUGAAAUAUACCCAGUAUCAAAGAGCAAUUGCUAAGGCAUUGGUUGAUAGAGUUUCCGAUGAUGAUGUCUCAACAACAAAAACAGUGCUGAUGGUUGUUGGAGCAGGCCGGGGGCCACUAGUGAGAGCGUCGUUACAGGCUGCUGAGGAAACUGGCCGCAAGCUAAAAGUAUACGCCGUCGAGAAAAAUCCUAAUGCUGUUAUCACCCUUCACAGUUUGAUCAAAUUGGAAGGAUGGGAAAGCUUGGUUACUAUAAUUUCAAGUGACAUGCGGUGCUGGGAAGCCCCUGAGAAAGCAGAUAUUUUGGUCAGUGAGUUGCUUGGUUCCUUUGGUGAUAAUGAACUUUCUCCCGAGUGUCUAGAUGGUGCUCAGAGAUUCUUGAAGCCAGAUGGGAUUUCUAUUCCUUCAUCAUACACUAGCUUUAUUGAACCUAUAACAGCAUCAAAACUACACAACGAUAUCAAAGCACAUAAAGAUAUUGCACAUUUUGAAACUGCAUAUGUUGUCAAACUACACCGAAUAGCAAGACUUGCACCAACACAAUCGGUUUUUACUUUUGAUCAUCCAAAUCCCUCACCAAAUGCUAGUAACCAAAGGUAUACCAAGUUGAAAUUUGAGAUACCACAAGAGACGGGAUCAUGCCUCGUGCACGGAUUUGCUGGAUAUUUUGAUGCCGUAUUGUAUAAAGAUGUUCAUCUUGGAAUUGAACCAAACACGGCUACACCAAACAUGUUUAGCUGGUUCCCGAUCUUCUUCCCAUUGAGAAAGCCCAUCUACGUACCGUCGAAGACGCCUAUAGAAGUGCACUUUUGGCGAUGCUGCGGUGCAACAAAGGUGUGGUACGAGUGGGCUGUGACGGCACCUUCUCCAUCACCAAUCCAUAACAGCAAUGGUCGAUCAUAUUGGGUCGGCCUAUAAGUAAAGCCAUGAAGCCAGUUUUGUUUUGUUCCGAUUUUCUUUUUAGGGAUUCUUUUUGUUGUCUUUUGAAAGAGAGGAGAGAACAGAUUCCAUUGUAUGGUUUCUUGUGUGGAGUGACUCUUUAUCAGAUAUGCUGCGUGGGAGAUUGAUUCUUCAGCCUUAAAGCAAGUGAUAACUGACAGUGGAAGAAACGCAUCUUGGAUGCACAGGACCAGAGCAACCCAGUAAAAAACAAAUGAUAUAUCUUGAUGGGUUGAUGUGUAA
Messenger RNA from Oryza sativa Japonica Group (Japanese rice), 2381 nucleotides. NCBI's taxonomy places the organism in Eukaryota, Viridiplantae, Streptophyta, Magnoliopsida, Poales, Poaceae. The record is from RefSeq and is a predicted model, not a curated record.